Messenger RNA from Varroa destructor (honeybee mite), 1902 nucleotides. Its product is annotated as histone-lysine N-methyltransferase SMYD3-like. The record is from RefSeq and is a predicted model, not a curated record. Gene Ontology annotation, cellular component: nucleus. Lineage: Eukaryota; Metazoa; Arthropoda; Arachnida; Mesostigmata; Varroidae.
CUUUUUGGACGAAGCUACGAAGUAGAUAAAACCAAUCGGUAGUCUGAUCUGAUCUGAUCUGAUCUGAUCUGAGCUGAGCCGAGCCGAGCCGAGCCGAGCCGAGCCGAGUUGAAGUUUUGCGGACGAAUCUCACUGAACUGAGAAUGUCCGAUAUGUGUUCGGCCUUGCGGUUCCCAGCGGGUUCAGUGAUCGUUGAGGAGGAUCCGUAUGCCUGUUGCCUCGAUCAGGACCUGUUAAAAAUCAUGUGCAGCUUUUGCGUGCGUAAGCGGCCAAACGUUGUGUGCUCUCGGUGCAACGUCGUGAAGUAUUGCAAUACCGAGUGUGAGGUGAAAGAUAAAGCAUAUCACGAUCUCGAGUGUAACGUCCUUAGGCUGCGAAUCAAUGAACAAUUAGAUGAGGAAACGCGCCUUGUGAUACGAACUCUCGAUCGCUGUGUACGUGAACGCAAGCAAGGCGCUGACUCCAUUGGUGAUUUCUUCGGCUAUCGACGCACGAUUUACGACCUAGAGAGUCAUGCCGCUGAUCUAAACCUGACGAAGCGUGAAAAAGCCACGAGACGAGCUAACUACAUAUUCGGUUUGGUAAAGGAGCACGUUGACACAUCACGAGACCAAGUGUUUGAAAUACUGCUGAAAUGUCGUAUCAACAAAAUUACUUUGUUAAAUCAUCAUUCACCUCGCUUUUACUGCUGUGGUAGUGCUCUUUAUUUGGCUGUAUCGAAGAUGAAUCACUCUUGUGUCGAAGCUCCUUACGUGCAGAUUUUCGACGGACGAAAAUACACUUUGAGGGCCCUUCGUGAUAUUCGGGUCGAUAAUCCACUCACGCUGACGGUACAUUACGUACCUCCAAAUAUGCCGUUUGCGCAACGCCAGAAACAUCUUCUGCACAAUUAUUAUUUCAUAUGUAACUGUGCUAAGUGCUGUUGGCAGGCCCGACACCCAAUACCAGAGGCUGAUGAAGCGAUUGUAUCCCGUAUCGAGAAAACGUUCCAGACAGCCCCCGACUACAACGCUUGGUAUAAUAUCGGCAAAGAGCUUCUUGCGAAGCUCCACGAUCUUCCUGAUAGCAACUUUUACGUCAAUUGGCUUUUAACACAUACGCAGUGGACGUGCACGAUGGUGGGCCACUUAGAGGAGAGUAUCUACUACGGGUCGCGAGCCUUGCGAAGCACUGAUAUAGUUACCACCAUCGAAACGAUAUUGUUUAGCAUGUGCGAAUCGAUGAUAAAGUUGGGAUGGCAUAAACCGGAGAGCAAAAAGCAGAUAGCUUUCGGCCAAGCUGUUAAGUUGGCCAAGAGUCUGUUCGUACUAACUCAUGGCGCGAAUCACAAACUAUAUAGAGCGCUGGAGUCCAUGCAAAAAGCUGGCGAAGACGCGUAUCAGUAUGCACAUCAAGCAGGUGAUUUCCAACGCGGAAACACUUUGCCGCCUUGUAAUCCGACGGUAUUUGGUCAGUCGGGAAGACCUAGAUACGCUCAUUCCUUUCCAGGAGCUAAUCAGUUGGGCGAUGCUGGCGCCGCUACCCCGUCCAUGACUUGGCAACCCUGGAUGACUUAUCUACCCCGGCUACUUGCGUCUGUGCUUCCCCCACAGUUCUCACAGGUGCCAUCUAGGCCGUGCUUAGCUACUGGAAAUCCUACUACCCCGCGCUGUCCAAUCAUUCAGCAGCUUCCCAGGUUUCCCAGUCCCACAGGAAGGUUCUCGGCACCGAAUCCUCCACCGAUACGUCCAUCGAUCCCAAUCCGGCAAUUAAGCUAAACUUCCGUUCGUAUUUCAUUGAACCUGCCCAUCAAACCUGACGCAUAUGCUUCUUUACAGGAUUUAAUCUGAUAUUCAAUGAUAUCUAAAAAUGUAUGGCUUUGCCGAAUUGAAAUUAAUAAACUUAAGUCAGAUUUUACCGUGA